CGAGUGGAAGUUUCUUGGAAAGUAUCGCGAAGGUUCUCUGAGGGCUUGUUCUGCCUCCGGGUGUUCUGGUCAGAGCAGAGGUCAAAGAUGAAUCAAAAGUGGGCUGUUGUGAUGUGUAUCGUGGGAUUUGGGGCCUUCCUCAGAGCCACAGUGUCUCUACACUCUUACUCCGGUGCUGGGAAGCCUCCGAUGUAUGGAGAUUUCGAGGCUCAGCGUCACUGGCAGGAAAUUACAACAAAUCUUCCGGUGAAGGAGUGGUACAGGAACUCCACGGACAAUGAUCUGCUCUACUGGGGUCUGGACUAUCCACCCUUGACUGCCUAUCACAGCUGGGCAUGCGGAAAGGUUGCUCAGUUGAUAGAUCCCGCCUUUGUACAGUUGAGAACAUCAAGAGGAAUCACCAGUGAUGCUCACAAACUCUUCAUGAGACUCAGUGUCUUCCUGGCUGACCUGCUAAUCUAUCUCCCGGCCGUCUUUUGGGGCUGCUCCGCCGUGUGGAAGCAGAUCCGGAUAGAAAAGGCGCCGGCCAGUUGGAAAAUUCUGCACUUGUUGCUUGCUAUGAGCUUCCCAGGACAAAUUCUGAUAGACAACGGCCACUUUCAGUACAAUAACAUCUCUCUGGGACUCACAAUAUGGGCAAUUGCGUCUCUCCUGCACGAUCACCUCUUCCUGGCCUCGCUUCUCUUCACCUUAGCGCUGAACUACAAGCAAAUGUCUCUUUAUCAUGCUCUGCCUUUCUUCUUUCUCCUCCUGGCGAAGUGUCUGCCUGGCCAGAGGAACAAGAUUGGCUGUGGAGGAGCUCUUAAGAGACUUCUAGGUAUUGGAGGAGUUGUUAUGAUGACAUUUGCUAUCUUGUGGCUUCCCUGGCUCGGCGAUUUCGAGGAUUUGCAACAAGUGGUGAAAAGAAUUUUCCCGUUCAAUAGAGGACUGUUUGAGGAUAAAGUGGCCAAUUUCUGGUGCACUUUCAACGCAAUCUUCAAAUUUAAGGAUGCAAUUCCCAAGGAGAAAAUGGCUCUCUACUGUCUCAGCACAACGAUGGCUUCUGUCUUGCCCAGCUGCAUUCAUCCCUUCUUCAGUCCCACAAAGAGAAACUUUCUGCUCUCGCUGAUCAACUCAUCACUGGGAUUCUUCCUCUUCUCGUUUCAAGUCCACGAGAAAUCCAUUCUUCUGGUCACAGUGCCUGUUAUUCUGACGUUUCCUCUGGAUCCAAUCGUUUGCUUUUGGUUCCUGAAUAUUGCCACCUUCAGCAUGAUGCCUUUGCUGCAGAAAGACGGUCUCUAUACUGCCUUCCUGGGCCUCCAAGGCAUCUUUCUCCUCAGCAUUAGGCUAUAUCAUCUGUUGGGAUCAAAGAGCGACAAGAGUACACUGGAUUUCUUCCACCUGAGGCAGUUUAACCAACACAAGAAAACUAGUUGGAGAGACACUUUAACCAUUUGGGGUUUCUAUUUAUCACUUGCCGGACAAAUAGCACUCUUGAUAGGACAAGAAUUCAUCAAAGCACCGGAAAAUCUGCCUUACCUCUUUCCUUACCUGAUAUCAGCUUACAGCGGUGUACAUUUUAUGGCAUUCUUCCUGUAUUUCAACUUAAUUCAAUUGUUUCAUAAGUAAAUACAUGCCACUCCUGAAUUACUUCCUGCCUUUUAAUCUGA
Molecule: messenger RNA, 1649 nt
Organism: Phlebotomus argentipes
Lineage: Eukaryota; Metazoa; Arthropoda; Insecta; Diptera; Psychodidae
Gene: gny
Product: dolichyl pyrophosphate Man9GlcNAc2 alpha-1,3-glucosyltransferase
Exons: 3
Coding region: 88-1608 (506 amino acids)
Biological process (GO): protein N-linked glycosylation
Cellular component (GO): endoplasmic reticulum membrane
Molecular function (GO): dolichyl pyrophosphate Man9GlcNAc2 alpha-1,3-glucosyltransferase activity
Source: RefSeq, a predicted model, not a curated record